AUGCCCGUGCCAUAUGUAGCAGCACUGAUGGGUCAAAAUAACAGCAAAAGGAUAAUAUCCCUGUUGGAGAAGGCGAAUGGCGAAAAAUGGAACGACGUCGAGUUGUACGGCGAACUGUCAUCCUUGGGUAGGAGCCUACACAACCAGGAGGACUUCUCCUUAUGUAAAAGGGUCUUAGACGAUGAAAAAUGUGUCAGAAUUUUUUUCAAUUUUUUGAUAAACACGUUGCAAAAGUUGAUACUAAAGGGUUCUACGGAAUGCCUAGAUGAUUGCAAAGCGUGUGUAAACAUAUGCCUUAUGCUGCUCCCAGUGUUACAAUAUAACUGCCACAAAAAGGAGGUUUUCGAUUUGCUGUGGAGAGAAAAUCGUGUAGAGUGCCCCGUCCAACCGAACUACGCAUGCACGAGCAAUGUGCUCAUUCUCCACCUGUACAACUUUUUCCUUCUCGCCUUGUUCACGGAAGGUAUAUGUAUUCAGGGAGGAGGAGGGGGCGAUGCCACGGUCGUUACAGACCACGCAAAGGGUUCCGACAAUGCAGACGACCUGGAGGAUGCCAACCAACUGAAGGGCAUCUCCUCCCUGCCUGUAAACACAGUGGAUGUAAGAAAACUAUGGUUGCACAAGUUUUGCAUUCAUCAGAGAGUCAAAUAUGAGAGGAGUGGACAAGACGAGCUGGGAAGCGAAAAGUGUGAACAUGGUGGUGAGCAUGUAAUAAAUGGUAAAGAAGGGAGUGCACCACUGGUUGUAGGCAAGGACGAUUGUGAUAGCGUUAGUGGCGUCGGCGAUGGAAAACACGCCAAACUGGGCCCCAACUGCUCAGACGUCUGUGACAGCGGAAAUGCUAGUACCAUCUCCCCUGGGGAAGCAAACCCAAGUUAUGAAAUAUCAAACGGUGAAAUCUGCUUAAAAUGUCAAAAGGCAGAUGAGAUGACGACGACUCCUUUAAAGAGGAACCCAAGCAGCGUCGAUGUAGCACCCCCACACAGUAACGAUAUAAACCUGGAAUUAAUAAAAAACAGAAGCGCUAUUUUAAAGUGCCUCCUAAUCCUGUUAAGCUCGUAUGUAUAUUUAGACGAAAGCAAGUACCUAAAAGAGAAGAAUUUUUUUCUUUUUCUUUUUACAAGUGGGGAAGUUUACUAUACUGCAAAUUUUUUUUUUUCCCUCCUGACCGUCAUAUAUGACAAUGAAUUUAAUUAUUUUAGUUUUUAUUUUUAUGAUAAUAGCUAUUUGGAGUUUUACAAUUUGUGCAUUCACAUUUUGAACUUGCUGAUUGAUUUUAGUCCGUUUGUUUUGGAGGACGACAAGAGGGUGCACUACCUGAGAGGCGCGACCAGGUACUUCUACAGCGUCGCACAAGGGGGAGAAGAGCACAUAGGAGGAGAACACGGGGGGGAUGCCUCCCUCCGAAGUAGCAGCAGCACCCAGUCGCUAAAUCAGAGCGGAAAAGAACCAAUCAAGUGGGACGACACGCUGGUAACUCAUGGCGAAAGUGGUGAAGAGGGCAAGUCAGACACGGAUAAAAGCACAAAGGGGGAGGAGCACCUUCCCGAAAAGGACGAACAAAGAAUCAACGAAACGAAACGAAAAUUUUACUUAAACGAAAUUAAUCCAAAGGGGAAAAACACAAAUAGGGACUAUUACUACGAUUUUUUAAAAAAGCAAAAGAAGUCCAGAAAACUGCGCUCCAAUAAUGUGUACCAAGAAAUGCUGCGUAAGUUAGACAUAAACGAUAUUUCGUACAUUUACAAAGGAGCGUUAAACAUACUGAUAAGUUACAAGCUGUACUACGAGCAUUAUGAGGAGCAGGUUUUGUUUCUUCACAAUUAUUUGUGUCUUCUGUGGCACUUGAUGGAUAACAAUCGGCUGUUUAUUAGGCACAUGAAAGACCACAAUAGCAGCUUGUUCCUCUUUUACAUUCUGUACAUACUGGUCUGCUUUAAUCAUCAGCGGAAACGAGAAAUGCAAGCUCUGGCCGACCUGCGCAAACGCGAGAAGGCAGUCGGUAUGACCGUUACCACAACCGUGGACACAGCCGCAGACACCACCACUAACAUAAGCAACCCGCCCAACACAAACAACUACGACGAACAACCGCACGUCUACCACAACGGAAGCUUCAACCAGUCGGGCAAGUGCGACGAGUUCAACGUACGCAAAAUAGACGGCCUGAUUUACAUUUGCCUUUUCAUAAUCCUGAAGGUGUCAUCCAACGCAACCAUUUGCAAAAACCUCAACCAAAAGUACGACCAGAAAAUUAAGGUGAAGUUCCCGCUAAGAAACGUCUACCAGUUUGACUCCUACGUGGACUUCCUAGUGUACACCUUAUGCAUGCUGAUCAAUGACAACAUUUUUUUUCUAAAGUUCGAGCGAAUUAUCGAUAUGUCCAUUACCAUCCUGACGAAUGUCAGCGUUUACAUCAAGUCCAUGAACACCUACUCCUGCGAGAGCAUAAUUAAUAUUUUAAAAAAAGUUUUAAAAAAGGAAUGGCUCCUCUCAUCCCAACAUCAUUAUUAUUCACUUUUUCUUAUGCUGGAUUUUAUAAACAACAUCCUAUCGCACAACUUAAAUGAUAACUACAAUUUGAUUUACAUGAUCAUAAAGAACAAGGACGUCUUUUUCUCCAUUCACAACUUGGACCAGAUGUUAAAGGAUAACUGCCUUUCUGUCUCCACCCCCCCGGCUGAUCACUGGGUACCCACCGAAAGUUGGCUAGUCAACUGGAAGAACAAGCUGCCCCUGCAGUUCAUCGACAGCAUAAUUUAUGACUUGGCGAAUCUGAUCGAAGAAGAGUGUGACGAGAAGGAAAUACUGGACUACAACGAUGUCGUGAAUUUAAUUAAAAACCACUGUUCGACCAUAAAAAAUAACAAAAUUCCUUUCAUCAUAAGGAAGUACGAGAAGAACAUUCUUCUCUCCAAGUGGGUCACUAGCUACAUGUACUUUCUCUUGUUCUCCCACAUGUACAAGGAAAAUCUGUUCAUAAAUGGAGGCAUUAAGUUUAUAUUUUAG
This is a messenger RNA of Plasmodium coatneyi, 3009 nucleotides long. RefSeq lists its product as uncharacterized. Bases 1 to 3009 code for a protein of 1002 amino acids. The record is from RefSeq and is a predicted model, not a curated record. NCBI's taxonomy places the organism in Eukaryota, Apicomplexa, Aconoidasida, Haemosporida, Plasmodiidae. The transcript has 6 exons. Gene Ontology annotation, cellular component: Golgi medial cisterna; Golgi trans cisterna; membrane.